AUGAGCUCAGCUCCACCUAAUCGGCCUCCCAACCGUGCUCCUCCUGUCGGCCCCAAUGGCCUAGUUUUGAAGCCCCGUCGACCAAAGCCCGCAGACCCAUUAGUGCGCCCAAAGAAAAGGCCGAUUCCACGGCCCCAGCCCCGGAAACCAGAUGCUGCCCCGAUUAGAGGUGGAGAUAUACGUUCUGUGCCGCAGUUACCCCCAAAAUCUCAGACCCCUGUGGCUCCUAAGCCCCCACGAAUUCCUAGUGCCGACGACAUAGCCGUCAACGGAUUCAGUGGGCCUCUUAUUUCACAGCAGUAUGUCGAUUUCCCGGUAGUUACAACAAAGCGUGCUAUGAGAGAGGGACUGAGGAACCAUGUCGCAAAGUUUCUAUCGAAGAAAAACAUUGACCCUAGAGAUGAAGCACAUUUUACCCGACCUGUCAGACUGCAACGCCGGGAUCCAAGAGCUUCUGUCGAGCAAACCAGCGUUGAUAAGCAGGACAUAAAUCAGAAAGGCCUGCGGGAAGGAGGUAUGACUGAGGUUGAUCGUGAAGUCCUAGAGGCUAAAAAGGCCGCUCGGGCAAAAGAACGUGAGGAAAAUCUCGCUCAGAUUGCUCCAUCAGCGUCAAGCGGCGCAAAACGCACGAAUGCUCCAAAACAACGAAUUCAGCAGGUAUUCAAAUCAGAAAUGACCCCUGACGAGAUCGCAAAAGCCCGUGUGAAAUAUGAGGAAGCUUUACCAUGGCAUUUAGAAGAUUUUGAUAAUAAGAAUACAUGGGUUGGCAAAUACGAAGCUGCCAUGUCUGAAACCUACGUCAUGUUUGUGCUAGAAAAUAGUGGAAAAUUAAGAAUGGUUCCUAUUGAUAAAUGGUAUAAGUUUAGUGCAAAAAAUCCAUUUAAAGCUCUUACUAUUGAAGAGGCCGAGAAAUACAUGGCUAAGAAAAUUAAAGAUCCGAGAUGGUUCAUGGAAAAGGAGCAAGCCCGAAAGCAAGAAAAAGAGUUGGCCGAUUUCGCAAAGCAGCGAAGGGUCUAUACAGGGCGAGUGGUGGCGUCCGGUGUUGGUGAAGGCGGUGAAGGCGACGACAUGGAUUUUGAGGAAGAUAGAUUUGCAGACGAUGAAGAGCACAUGGUUGUAGAAGAGGACGAGGAAACAAAAAUUGCCGAGAAGCGUAUCAAAAAAGAACAAUUAAAAGCCAAUGUGUUCGAUCUAAGGGAUGAGAAGGACUACGAAGCAGAAGAAAAACAAGAGCAACGAGAAAAAGAGGCGCUCAAGGAGUUUGGCAAAAAGGUCCGGAAAGCUCUACAGCGACGAGAAAAGAACUUUGAUUACAGCAGCGGAUCCGACGGUAAUCCCUGGUCCGAGGAGGAGAGUACCGACGAUUCUGAAGCCGAACGUCUGAAGGCCGAAGAAGAAAAGAAAAAGGAGAAAGGAGACAAGUCUUCUACGCCUAUAGCGAAAGGUUCAAGUACUCCAUCCGAUCGACAAAAGUUUACAGAUCCGUUGAAAAAGGGACCGGCGCAGCAAUUUAGAAAGCGAGCCGGUUCCCCAAAUGCUUCUGAUGCUAGCGGAACCGACACGCCCCGCAAAAAAGCGAAGAAUAAACAUAUCGCCCAAUCCCUAUCUGCCCAACAAUCAAAGCCCAACUCCAGACCAAUGUCCCCGGCACCUUCAACAACUUCUUCUACCGCCGCACCCUCUGCUCCACGGAAAGCUGAUGGUUCGAAGGCCGCUGGAAAGAAACGCGCCCGCACUGGGGCCGGGGGAGCGGGCUCUGGUAGCGACGUAGAGAAGGCUGUAGUGUCUGGCGCGGAAAUGAGCGACAGUGUAACUGCGAAGAAAUUGAAAAUAAAUCCUCCUACUUCGAAAAGAGGUACUCCGGUAGGUUCUCGCGCUGGUAGUCCAGUUCCCGCAAACGGUAAAGCUGGGUUGACUGGCAAUCGCCCCAGCCCUCCCGUGCGCUCGUCGACGCCUGCCGCGGCAGCAGUCGGUCCCUUUCCUACCCAUGCUGAAGUUCAUGCUGCUAUUCCACAAAGUGGAAUACUAUCCGGAGACUUGCUAAAACUAUUUCGGCCCCGCCUUGGUGACAUGAAGACCAAUUAUCCAAAGUUCAUCGCGAUCGUUAAGGAGGUUGGAGUGUUUGCCAAAGAGGACAAGUUACUAAGACCAGCGCCUAAUUUUAAACCGGGCUCUUGA
Messenger RNA from Ophidiomyces ophidiicola, 2178 nucleotides. It is a transcript of the gene TFG1, whose product is annotated as transcription factor IIF subunit tfg1. Gene Ontology annotation, molecular function: DNA binding; TFIIF-class transcription factor complex binding; RNA polymerase II general transcription initiation factor activity. The coding region runs from base 1 to 2178 and encodes 725 amino acids. The transcript is spliced from 3 exons. Gene Ontology annotation, biological process: positive regulation of transcription elongation by RNA polymerase II; transcription initiation at RNA polymerase II promoter. The record is from RefSeq and is a predicted model, not a curated record. NCBI's taxonomy places the organism in Eukaryota, Fungi, Ascomycota, Eurotiomycetes, Onygenales, Onygenaceae. Gene Ontology annotation, cellular component: nucleus; transcription factor TFIIF complex.